Messenger RNA from Staurois parvus, 284 nucleotides. The record is from the annotation of a GenBank genome assembly. NCBI's taxonomy places the organism in Eukaryota, Metazoa, Chordata, Amphibia, Anura, Ranidae.
UGCACAUCAAUGCCACAUAUCAGUGCCCACCAGAGCUGCCUUUCAGUGCCAACUAUCAGUGCUGCCUAUCAGUGCCAGUCAGUGCCACCCUAUCAGUGCCAUAUACGAGAACUUCCUUUCAGUGCCCAUCAGUGAUGCCUGUCAAUACCCACAAGUGAUGCCUGCCAAUGCCCAUCAGUGCCACCUAUCAGUGCCUCCUCAUCAGUACCGCCUAUCAGUGCCCAUCACUACAGCUUCAUUAAUCAGUGAAGGAGAAAAAUUACUUAUUUACAAAAUUUUUAUAA